Strongylus vulgaris is the source of this 555-nucleotide messenger RNA. Lineage: Eukaryota; Metazoa; Nematoda; Chromadorea; Rhabditida; Strongylidae. The record is from the annotation of a GenBank genome assembly.
AUGAACCGAACAACCUUGGUGGCGGAAGGCUUCGAAAAUGCGGUGGAUACACACCAAUUCAAAGACAAGCAGUUGUGUGGCACUCCUGAGUACAUUGCCCCUGAGGUGAUUCUUCGUCAAGGUUACGGUAAGCCCGUCGACUGGUGGGCAUUAGGUGUUAUUUUGUACGAGUUUCUUGUUGGCUGUGUGCCCUUCUUCGGCGAUUCCCCGGAAGAUCUCUUCUCGAAGCGAAUCCACUUUGUACUUUCAGAAGAAGUUGAGUACCCGGACGGCGAUGAGGCUUUGCCUGCUGAAGCUGAGGAUUUGAUAAGACGAUUAUUGGAAAAGAAUCCUGCUGAACGACUUGGAGCGUUGGUUGGUGCGACUCAGCUAAUGGUACAUCCUUUUUUCGCCAAUUUGGAUUUCAACACGCUGCUUCGACAGAAGGCCGAAUUCGUGCCGCAACUAGAGCAUGACGAAGAUACCAUAGCCAGCCUUGUUAAUCGGAUUUGCCCCACUCAGCUCGCUCGGAUCGUUAUAACCACGAUGCCGAGUCUUGUGGUGAAGAAGAAGUGA